AGGGGGUGCAUAUCGUUGUCUCUUACAAGAGCUCCGAAUCUCUACAACCAAAACCUGACUGACAAAUUCAACAACACAUGAAGAACAUGGAUAUUUACUGGUCUUUUUAGACCGAAGAGAGCAGAGGAACCAGCAUAGUCUCCAGACUAUGAGACAAAGUCCUAACCAGAUGUUCAGAGUGGAUACAAUGUACCGUGUAACUUUUUAAAUAUCAUCGUUUCUAAACAAGUUGAGGCAAAAUGGAAUUUAUGGCCAAACAUGGGCUGGUGCUGCUCGACCAGCUGAGGAAGAUGAGGGAGGGUGAGCAUCUGACUGAUGUGGUGCUGGUUGCUGAGGGCAUCAGCUUUCCAUGUCAUCGGGUCGUUCUCUCUGCCUUCAGCCCAUACUUCCGUGUAAUGUUCACAUGCGGCUUGCGGGAGUGCAACAACAGAGAAAUAUUCCUGCAUGAUACCCCUGCAGACAGCCUGGCCCUCCUCUUGAACUACAUGUACUGCUCCGAUCUUCCUCUCACCAACGCCAAUGUACAAGGCAUCUCUAUUGCAGCUUUUCUCCUGCAGAUGGAUGACGUCUUCACUCUCUGCCAGCAGCACAUGGCCGAGAACAUGGACGCCUCCAACUGCCUUGGCGUGUACUACUUUGCCCGUGACCUUGGUGCAGAAGAACUGGCUGACCACGCCCAGCGCUUCCUGCAGCAGCACUUUGUCCAAGUCUGCCAAAACGAGGAGGUCUUGGAGCUGGAGGCCCAUCAGCUGGGAAAGCUCCUGACUUCUGAUGACCUCAAUGUUUCACAAGAAGAGACCAUCCUGGAUGUUGUCCUACGUUGGGUCAAACACAGCACUCUGAUGGGUGGAGAGGUCAAUAUUCUGCACCUUCCAGAGCUCCUGAGGAAGGUCCGUCUAUCAUUGAUAAAUGCUGAGUAUUUAAGAGAGGUGAUGAAGAGAAACACGGCUCUCCUGGCAGAUGCUGAAUGUGUAGAGAUUCUCAAUCAAGCCUUGGAGGUCACAUCGAUGCAUCCCUCAGCUGCACCGCGCAAACUAAAGCUGCGGUACGGCAUGGAGACCACAGAUCUGCUGCUCUGUGUUGGAAACGACGGCGACGGGAUCCGCUCAAGAUACGGCAACUUUACUGAGCGCAGCUUUUGCUAUGCCCCAUCCACAGGACGAAUCUACUACGUUACUUCACCUCGCUAUGCCGAGGCUCUGGGGUACGUGUGUGCCGGGGUUGUGACUGAAGGAAAUGACAUUAUAGUGGCAGGAGAGGUUGGUGCACGAAGAAUGGCCCGACAGAAGGACAUGAAUGUUGAGAUUUACAGGUACAAAGUAGAGGCCCAAGGAAGCUGGGAGUGCCUGACGUCAGCCGAGUACCGCGAUUCAUACGCUCUGGGGUCACUGGGUGACACUCUGUACCUGCUGGGUGGGCAGAUGAAGCUGAAGAACCAGUUUCUCAUCACUAACUGUGUGGAGCGAUGGUCCCUGCAAGGAGGACCCUGGCGCAGUGCAGCACCCCUGCCGAUACCGUUAGCCUAUCACAGCGUGGUCAGGAUGAAGGAUUGCCUUUAUGUGAUGGGUGGUCGAACCCCACAGUCACAUCGGACGGAUGACGAGCCCGACCGCCUUAGUAACCGCCUCCUGCAGUACGAUCCAAACGCGAACAAGUGGACCGGGCUAGCUCCCAUGAAGUACUCAAAGUACCGCAGCAGUGCUGUUGUACUCAAUGGCGAAAUUUUUGUGAUGGGUGGAAUCGGAUGCGAGGGAGUGGAUCGUGGACAAUCCCGCCGCUGCCUCGACGCUGUAGAGAUCUACAACCCGGAUGAAGACCGUUGGAGGGAUGGACCUCCUCUCCCAUCCGCACAACUCUCACUGCGCACCAAUGCCUCCAACGCAGGAGUGGUGGGAGGCAAGAUCUAUGUGUGUGGAUACUACAAAGGAGCAGAUCGUCACGAUAAUAUAACAAAAGACAUUCUGGAGCUGGACCCACGGGAGAACCGCUGGACUGUGAUGGCUCGGCAUGCUCUGAUGCAUGACAACUAUGACGUCUGUUUAGUGGCAACUCUCAACCCGAGGGGACUCAUGUCCCCACCUGCAGACUUGGUUAACCAGUGACACCCCCUCAGAUCAAGUCAAAGUCUGUGUCAGAGAAUUAGCGAAGGAAAUUAAUUAUUAAUCACGAACGCACUUAUUACUAUUACUUAUUUUACAGGCCUCCAUGAAUGAGGACCUACGUUUAGGGGUUUGCACAUUGUACGAGAGAUGUUCAUGUCAAUGAGAAUAGAAAGAUUGUUUGUAAAUACAGUGUUUGCUAUUGUUAAUCUCAUACCUGCAAACUCAUGAGGGAUGAAAAAGGUGACAACGGGGGUGCAGGUGACUUUUUUGUUGUUGUCUCCACACCACAUCCACGUUGUUUUUUGACUACAGUCUUUUGAUUGUUUUGACCGCAAAUUUAAAUAAUAACAAACAUUUUAAGAAAAAAGGUCCUCUUAAUAAUUCAGUGAUCGGGCCCUAAUAAUAGUAAUAACAACUUUACAUUAUCAUUAUAUAUAAUAUGGUUAAAGUCAUUCAUGAACCAACUUCCUUUUUUUUUUUACUUGUGUGCUCUGCUGAGCUUUGAUUCUGUUCCAUGAUUCUGUUCCAUGAUUCUGUUCGAGGAGUCUGUUCCUUCGACGUGUUCCAUCAAAGAUGUUUUAUUGCGAAGAUCACCACAUCGCAUGUUCUCCGUGUCUCACUCCAACCUCAUAAACGCCGGCCGUCCAAUUUACCCCCCCCCCCUACCCAAAACAAAAACUCUUCGGAUCUACACUAUUCACGUGGAUGACCUAUUUUGAUUUCAAAACGGCGAAUUUCGCCGAAAGGUGACGUUUGCAGGUAUGUAAUCUUAAACAUCUGCAGAGAAUGAUCAUCAGAAUCCUGCAGCCGUGUGGCGCACAGCAUCAUCAGCAAAACCUCUCGACAUUAACCGACGUACAAAUAGUCGAUUGACAGAAAAUUAAUCAACAUAAUCGUUGAUAUAUUUCAAGCAAAAAUACUAAGCCACUUGAUUUCCAGCUUUUCACAACAAAAGAAACUGAAGACGUCACAGCGGCCUCUUUAACAUAUCAGACUAGCAAACCCAAUAACAGAUUUAUCAAAACAAGAAUAUGCUCAUUAAAUGAUAAUAUAGCUCAAAUUAUAAUUAUGGACUCUUAUACAAAUUAUGCCAAGAUGCUGGUUAGGAAUUUGAUGAAUUUAUUACAGGGUAAAUACUAAAGAUAUAUAAUAAAUACAUUUACAGAAUAUAAAUAAUCAAUUGUUUGUUUUGUGGAAUGCUUGCUGAAGCAUAAUACGUUUUACUGCUAAUAAACAUGCUCCUUAAGAUGUAUGGAGCAUGGCUGUUUAUUAAAAAAGUUUCUAUUUAAUGUCAGGUCAACAGUAGAAAAAUAGAAAUCAGGAGACACUCAAAUCAAAUAUAUGCUUUUUUGUUUAUGUCAGAUGAAUAACGAUAAAUAUGUUAUUGUAUGUAUGAGUCAGUCUGUCCUAAACAUACUAAUGAGUACAUUUCAGACCCCUCACAGCUCUUUAACUACAAGUAUAAGAGAAAUAAAUGAAAACAUGUAUUAAUGUUAACAUUCUUCAACAGACUGAAUAACUCUAAAACAAUUCUAACAUAGGCCUUAUGUAAUGAUAAAUAUCACAAUAAACCUUUCACUCCAAACACAAGAGCAGAGAUGCUUCACCCUUGAAUCCAUUGCUGGUUCUCUAAAAGUCCACACCAAAAUCUAAAUCCUUGUCAAACAGUUGCCAGAGGCCUUCAGGUUGCACUGGGCUCCCCCUCUUGGACGGGAGCUUCUCUAAAACGGGCUUGAUUCCUGCGAGGCACACGGAGCUGUUGCUGUCCUGAGACCAGCAGCUGAGCGGGUUGAUGAAGGACCCUUCAGCUUUGGAUCUCAUCUCCCUGUUUGGCACUUUUAGGCACUCUUGGUUGGGACUCCCCUGGCUGGUUAACAUGUUCGGAUCCUGACGCUCAUGGAGGGGUGUUGAAACAUUUAGUUGUUUAUUACGGUUCAUGAGAGGGUUACUGUUUUCAUUCGUGCACUUACUCCUUUGCGAGACCAACGACAGACGGCUCUUUUUGCGCUUUCUGUGGCCUCUUGGAGAGCAUUUCCUCUUUCCUAAGAUGUGGUUGGGAUCGGGGGGAAAUUCAGCCGUAUUGCGUUCAGUGUCGUGUGACCUAAGUGUAACCUGCGUGCCUUCGAGCUUGUCGUUUUGCAGGAUGAUGGAGAAUGGCUGCUCCAGCUCUGGUGACGUCUGGAUGGCGUUGUCCGUCACGCUCUUCGGGCUGUGUUUGCCCGAGUGCGCCGAGACAAAGGUGCUGAGCUGCUUCAGAGCCUCUUCGAGCGUGUUUCGAUCCCUCUCCUGCUCCUCUGUCAGACUUUUCAGACUAGUGUUUAAGCUUUGCAGAUUUGAACAGAGUUCUGCUGUGCCACGCUGAAGGGUAAAAUAUAAGUUUUAUCUAUAACAUCUCGAAAACAUUUAUUAACCACCAAAUAUCUACUUCAUCCAACUGAAACUUCAGCAAUCUUGAUUAAACGCUACUACCAUUUACCUUUUGUGCAGUCUCCUCCAAUUCAGUCACCAUCUCUUUCUGGGAGUUCACUUUCUUCAGUAAAGUCUCAAACUGCUGAGAAAUGUCACUCUGAAGACUUCUGAAAUUAUUUUGCACUGGGUUGAACAAAGAGAUAAGAUUUAAUUUAAUGCACAGAAGUCAAUACAAUUUAAAGAAGUUUGGAACUAUCGAAACAUUUCCAAAUUAGAGGAAAUGAUGGGUGACAAUGUUUAAACAUUGUCAAAAGUGCACCAUCUACUGGCAAUAACAAAGGUUUGCAUUUUUUUUUUUACUGAAUUAUUCAGAUCUUCAGAAUGCAGAGAGCAAUUCUGUGUUCAAUCAUUCCAACAAAAAAAACAUUUAAAUAAAUUAGUAAACUUACAUGUUAAUGCAAAGUUGUCAAAUUUUUGGAGGACCGUUUGACACACAGCAGUAUUUCUCUCUGUGCCAGCGACCAGUUGAUGGAUCUGAAAAACAUGGCAGCACUUUUUUAAAUCUACUUCAUGACCAAAAAUGCAACUGAAUGAAUGUGUAUCAUCACUUACAUUGUUGAGUGUUUCUCGGAAAUUAUUACAUUCUUUGGCAAAAAUAUCACUGUUAAAGCAAAAGCCAGAUACAACAUGUCAGAAAUGAUUAGUCCUACUCAUUUUAUAGUAUAUAUUAAAAGUGAGUGGCAUGUUUAACUCAUACCCAUCUGUUUUUUCUUUUGCCCUUUUCUUGUCUUCUUCAAAUUUGUCCAGUAUUCCAAAAGAUUUGCUCUUUUCCUUCAAGUCUCCAAACAGGAAAGGUUUAGUGUGAUAACUGCUUGAAAACUUUGGGUCACUUCCCUAAAAAAGAAAAGAAAAAAACAUUUCAAAAAAAGAUAUGAGACACAAGACAUAGCUAGGUUUCACAUAAUCAGAGUGAUGAUGAAUAAAACUGUAUGCACUCCCUAUA
Pseudoliparis swirei is the source of this 5514-nucleotide messenger RNA. RefSeq names its product kelch repeat and BTB (POZ) domain containing 12 (gene kbtbd12). Bases 240 to 2102 code for a protein of 620 amino acids. Lineage: Eukaryota; Metazoa; Chordata; Actinopteri; Perciformes; Liparidae. The record is from RefSeq and is a predicted model, not a curated record. The transcript is spliced from 6 exons. Gene Ontology annotation, molecular function: protein binding.